Messenger RNA from Chenopodium quinoa (quinoa), 1393 nucleotides. RefSeq names its product anamorsin homolog. Gene Ontology annotation, biological process: iron-sulfur cluster assembly. NCBI's taxonomy places the organism in Eukaryota, Viridiplantae, Streptophyta, Magnoliopsida, Caryophyllales, Amaranthaceae. Gene Ontology annotation, molecular function: S-adenosylmethionine-dependent methyltransferase activity; iron-sulfur cluster binding. The transcript has 8 exons. The coding region runs from base 207 to 1001 and encodes 264 amino acids. Gene Ontology annotation, cellular component: cytoplasm. The record is from RefSeq and is a predicted model, not a curated record.
UACGGGGUAUAUGAGCGCAAGUUAAUCUUCCAGUUCGGCAAUUCGUACUUUCUAGUACGUUUUCUUAUUUUGUUUUUUCCUUUUCACUUUUACACUUCACCUCUCUGCUCUCUCUAUCUCUGUAGUCCAGCGCGUAUUCUGAACUCUCCAUUGAAGUAGCUUUGAGCUUUCUCUCUUCCAUUGAAGCAGCUUCUGAGGAGGAAAAUAUGGCAAUGCUUGCACUUACUGAUGACGUGAUCUUGCAUCUUAGUAUUGUAAACAAGCUGAAGCUAGAAGGAUCGAUGACCGAUAAUGCAUUGAUUAUCACUAUGGCUUCAACUCAAAGUACACUGCCUUUGGACCCAUCAUCCAUGGAUACUGUUAUUGGUGUCUCCAAAGUACACGAUUUUCCUGCUGCUUCACUGCUUGCUGAAAUAUUUAGAAUUUUGAAGCCAGAUGGAAAUGUUAUCAUUCAUCUGACUGGACUUGCUGUUGAUUUACCUUCAGACAAUAUUCUUUCUUCUCUGGAGCGGAAGAUACUUGUAGCAGGAUUUUUGGAACCAGAAGCUAGCCUGCAGCAACCAGACACUUUUACGGGAGUUCAAUCUAUGCAAGUUAAAGCGAGGAAGCCAUCUUGGAACAUUGGAUCUUCUUUUUCCCUCAAAGCCUCUAAAGGUUUGCCAAAGGUUCAAAUCAAUGAUGAUAUGGAUUUGAUUGAUGAGGAUUCUUUAUUAACCGAGGAAGAUCUGAAGAAACCACAACUGCCUCCUGUUGGGGACUGUGAAGUUGGAAGCACUAGGAAAGCUUGCAAGAACUGUACAUGUGGAAGGGCUGAGGAGGAGCAAAAAGUUGAAAAAUUGGGGUUGACAAUGGAACAACUGGAUAAUCCUCAGUCUGCAUGUGGCAGCUGUGGACUAGGAGAUGCUUUUAGGUGCAGCACAUGCCCAUACAAAGGUCUUCCUGCAUUUAAACUCGGGGAAAAGGUUUCUUUGUCAAAUAAUUUCCUUGAUGCAGAUAUAUAGACAUCAGCAGAAUUCAGUUCAGUUGCAUUUUUGUUGAAAACAUGCAUGUUUUUAGGGUCAGAAUAUCGUAGAUCCUUCACUGUUUAGAAUGUAAGUACUUUCAUUUUGAUUCUUCUAGAUAGUGACUGCUAUUUUAUUUGCGAACUUGUUGGGCUAAAAAGAAAUACUGGCAUGGUCUGAUGAGUGGCUAUUUUCUGUUUUGAUUUGAAGUCAUCUAUGCCUUCAUUGGCCUUCUAGUCUUUACGAAUCCGUUGUAAAUCAUUGUUUAUGGUGAUCAUCAAGUAAUGAAGAAUGGUGAUACUUGUACUCCGUAAUAGAUAACUACAUAGCAUGAGUGUCAGUUAACACAAUCAUUUUUAUCAAAUAUAAUUUGAUCAUGUCCUUUUGGCCCA